Molecule: messenger RNA, 637 nt
Organism: Myzus persicae (green peach aphid)
Lineage: Eukaryota; Metazoa; Arthropoda; Insecta; Hemiptera; Aphididae
Exons: 2
Coding region: 211-471 (86 amino acids)
Source: RefSeq, a predicted model, not a curated record
GUAAUAAUAAUCAUUAUUCUUUUUCCAUGCGUGACACUGACAACUACCGACUUUGUGGUCGUCUCAACGAUUUAUUUUUCAUUAUACAUUUAUUUAUGCUGAUUUUUUCUGGAGUAUACCUAGUGAUUUUGUCUUAAAAAAAUUAAGUUCUAACUUUUUUUUGAAUCGUUUCUGCGUCGAGUGAUCCGAAUUCAACUUAUAACUCUCAACAUGGUGGCACAAAAAAUGUGGUCUUUCUUAUUGGUUGGGCUCUUAUUAUCGUCAUCUGCCAGUGCUGGGCCGAUCGCAGCUGGCAUUUGCUAUGCUGGAUGUGCUGCCGUCACAGUCGCAUGCUUUUCUGCCGCCGGGUUUACGUUUGGCACGGUUCCUGGAGCAGUGAUUGCUGCUACACCCGUCUUAGCUGCGUGCAAUGCAGCGUUUGGGUUCUGUGAAGCUAGCUGCGUGGCGGCCUUAAUCGUACCUACACCUUAGGGUUUAGUGGAUAUUUUCUUUUCGACGAUUUGUGUAAUGAAUUUAAUUUUUUAAAUGUACAACUUUUUUUUAUUUUUACACAUCUUUUUUUGCCUUUAAGUGCAUUCAAAUAUAAAAAUUAACUAAAAUUAAUAAUUUUUGCAUAAUAAAUAUCAAGUGUUAUAAA